GCAGCUCAUCACAUCUCAGACGUUGUGAACAGAGCAGGUGAAUCUGGGAGAAGACUCGCACACUAAAACUACUCUUCGAUUUUGGACAGAAAAUCUUGGCUGAUUAAAACAACCAUGUCUCUGGCCAAGGAUCUGAUGCACCCCAGUCUUGUAGAUGAGAGGAGGAAACACAAGAAGAAAAGGCUGGUGCAGGGCCCCAAUUCCUACUUCAUGGACGUCAAAUGCAUCGGUUGCUACAGGAUCUCCACCAUCUUCAGCCAUGCCGGGACGGUGGUGGUCUGCCCCGGCUGCUCCGUGAUCCUCUGCAGGCCACGAGGCGGGAAAUGUAGACUGACAGCAGGCUGUUCCUUCAGGAAGAAAUGCCCCUGAGCUGCAAUUUGCCAAGGCGUCCACUAGGAGGCAGAAUGGACCAUGAAAUAAAUGGAUCUGAGCCAUAAGAUUAUGGCUUAUAAGAGACAUCACCUCUGUACCAUCUGCAUCUUUGAAUUUCGGGGGCAUUUUAACACCCUCUGGUGGGUUUUUAAAGAAGACAUUAAGAGAGGAACAUGCUUGUACACUCCGUUAUGCUCAAGAUAAUUAUCUAUGCCUAGCACAGAGAAGCUCUAAAUGCAAAAGGAAUCAAAUGAAUCCGAACUUCUGUAAAACAUUUAUUGAAGGUUGAACAUGGAGGGGGUGGUAAACGAAGAAAGAAAGAAAAAAAA
This is a messenger RNA of Fundulus heteroclitus (mummichog), 701 nucleotides long. Its product is annotated as 40S ribosomal protein S27-like. The record is from RefSeq and is a predicted model, not a curated record. Gene Ontology annotation, cellular component: ribosome; cytosolic small ribosomal subunit. Gene Ontology annotation, molecular function: structural constituent of ribosome; RNA binding. Gene Ontology annotation, biological process: ribosomal small subunit assembly; translation. Bases 115 to 369 code for a protein of 84 amino acids. The transcript has 4 exons. Lineage: Eukaryota; Metazoa; Chordata; Actinopteri; Cyprinodontiformes; Fundulidae.